AUGAGCAGAGGAAUGGGGACAAGAGGUCAGUCGAGUCCAAUGGGCCAAAAGGCGAGAGACCCAAGGCUUGAUGAGGUCAUUCGGACAUUGCAAGGAAUAGGGAAUCUGAUGGGAAGGCAGGCUCAAGAAAGGGCCGCCAAUAUUGCCCAAGCUGCUGAGGCUGCAGCAGCUGCUGCUAUUAAUGGGAACCAAGCUAAUCAAGGGCAGGCACAGAUUUGGAUUGUGUUUGUUGAGGCCUCCAAAGGCAAGUACUUCCCUGAGAGUGUACAAGAACGGAAGUUGGCUGAAUUUGUGAGGUUCCAUCAAGGACAGAUGAUAGUGAACCAGUAUGAAGCUAAGCUUGCUAGGUUAUCCAAGUUUGCCCCAAAAAUGGUAAAGGACCCAUUGGAUACGGCCCGGAGGUUCCGAGAUGGAUUGAAGCCGGACCUCCGUAGUCAAAUGAUAUCGCUAAAUCUGAGGGACUAUAAUGAGAUUUAUGAUCGGGCCUAA
Molecule: messenger RNA, 489 nt
Organism: Syzygium oleosum
Lineage: Eukaryota; Viridiplantae; Streptophyta; Magnoliopsida; Myrtales; Myrtaceae
Exons: 2
Coding region: 1-489 (162 amino acids)
Source: RefSeq, a predicted model, not a curated record